This is a messenger RNA of Artibeus jamaicensis (Jamaican fruit-eating bat), 2024 nucleotides long. RefSeq names its product cornulin-like. Gene Ontology annotation, cellular component: cytoplasm. The coding region runs from base 185 to 1684 and encodes 499 amino acids. Gene Ontology annotation, biological process: cellular response to cytokine stimulus; positive regulation of cell cycle G1/S phase transition; regulation of phosphatidylinositol 3-kinase/protein kinase B signal transduction. Gene Ontology annotation, molecular function: transition metal ion binding; calcium ion binding. The record is from RefSeq and is a predicted model, not a curated record. Lineage: Eukaryota; Metazoa; Chordata; Mammalia; Chiroptera; Phyllostomidae. The transcript is spliced from 4 exons.
GUGGGGCUCCACUGAGCCUGGGGUGCAUCAAGCCUUUCCAUGGGGCGGGACGUCUUGUCCAAAGGCUAGCACUAGCCUCGGUUAAAUCCCCUAUAAAAGGCUCCUGCCCUGCUGACCUGGCACUGCACACCCCGCUUAGCAGCCACUUGCCUCAUCCUGCCUGUGCAUUAGCUGGACUCCCAAGAUGCCUCAGUUACUGCGAAACAUUAACGGGAUCAUUGACGCCUUUCAACGCUAUGCCAGGACGGAGGGCAACUGCUCAGUGCUCACCCGGGGAGAGCUGAAAAGGCUCCUGGAGCAAGAGUUUGCUGAUGUCAUUGUGAAACCCCACGACCCAGCCACUGUGGAUGAAGUCCUGCGCCUGCUGGAUGAAGACCACACGGGGACUGUGGAAUUCAAGGAAUUCUUAGUCUUAGUAUUUAAAGUCGCACAGGCCUGUUUCAAGACAUUGAGUGAGAGUCCUGAGGGAGUGUGUGGACCUCAAAAGUCUGGAAGCUUCCCCACUGGGGCCUCUCCAGAGCUGGGAGAAGCAGAGAAAAGUGUCACGGAAGUGGAAAGCUCUGGGGAAAAACAGCAUCAGGAGGGGAGCAGUGGUAGACAGAGCAGGCAGGCUGCCAGAGGGCAGGGUAGGACUGGGGUACAGACCCACAGUCAGGACAUCAGCUCUUCUCAGGUCAGUCACCACGACAGGCAGUAUGAGUCUCAGAGACAGGACAAAGAGAGCCAGCAAACACAAGCAAGGGGAGGUGUGGAGCCAAGCCAGAGAGAGGGAAAAGAUCAGAGGCCCCAGACCAGAGAAAGGGUGUCAGAGAGGCAGUCACAGACUGGGGGACAGACCAGAGCCCCCCAGGCAAGUGAGAUCAUUGCUGGAACCACAACUGAGACCCAGACAGGUGCCACUGAGACCAAGGGGCAGGACAGGAGACAGUCAACAGCAAACACCAGCACCCAGCCACAGGAGUCCACCCACAGCCAGAACAGGGGGACUGAGACCCACAGUCAAGACAGGAGCCAGACAGGACACACUGUUACAGGAGGACAUGUUCAGACACAGGGAAGAGGACAUGUUCAGACACAGGGAAGUGCCACCAAGACUGUAGAACAGGACAGAAGUCAGCUGACAGAAAACACCAGCACCCAGCUACAGGAGUCCACCCACAGCCAGACCAAGGGGACUGAGACCCACAGUCAAGACAAGAGCCAGACAGAACACACUGUUACAGGAGGACAUGUUCAGACACAGUCAGGGUCACAUAUCCAGGUCAUGAAUCAGGACACGAGCCAGACUUCAAGCCACAUAGGGGCUAGAGAACAGAGACAGACCCAGAUACAGCCAAGCUGUGGUCAAAGAUGCACACAAGUGAGCAGCUAUGAGGCAGAAGAGACCACACGAGGAGGACAGGCCCAGCCUGGCACAAGCACUAUAAAAGGCAGACAGGACUACAGCAGUACUCACCCAAAGGGCAGUGUGACAGGAGGGCAGGGAGGGACAGAGCCCUUGGUAAUUAAUUGGGAGGAGUGGGAUGAUGACCACAUGAGGGAGACAGUAAUCGGAAGGCAGGCCCAGGGCAGCCUGCACACUGGCACCCCUUCAGUGCAGGGCCAGGAGGCAGCAGAGCCAGAGGGGAAGCGAGUCUUCACAGCCAAGAAGCUGUAUUCCUACUUCAAAAGCAACAAGCCAUGAGUGUCCAGCUCCAGAAGAAGACAGCUGGAGAGGCAUUGGCUUGGCCUGCCCUGGCCAGUUCAGCUGGCAUGUCCCUGGACAUCAGAGCUUAACAGACAUGGUGUUUCUCUCUAAGGUCUAUCUCAAUGAGGCCAUUUCUGCAAGGUGCUUUCUAUCCUAAAUUUUCUCCCUUGCCUGCUUUGCUGUGCAGACCCUCUCAGAAGCAGAAGACACAGAGCAAGUCAUCCCUUUCCUCAGUGUUCCUCAGCUUAUGGGCUUUUUCAGAGCUACUUUUCUCUCUGCCAUCUAUCCACUGCCCCAUCUAUUCUAAUGCAUCAAUAAAACCUGUGUAUGCAACUGG